AUGUCAGCCUCUGGUUCAGGAAGAGUGAGGAAGAGGAAAAAUGUUGCUGGUCACAGAUCUGAUCCUGGUUGGAAACACAGCAUUGAAGUGGAUGUUGCAAGCAAAAAGACCGGGUGUACAAUUAUGUCCGAUGGAUGGUCGGAUAGAAAGAGAAGAUCAAUUUGUAAUUUUCUUGUCAAUAGACCUAAUGGAACUAUCUUUCUAUCGUCAUUAGAUACAUCCGACAUUUCAAAAGCCGGUGAAAAGGUUUUUGAGAUGUUAGAUGAGAUUGUUGAGAAGGUUGGAAUUGAGCAUGUUGUGCAAGUGGUGACCGACAAUGCUUCUAAUUAUAAGUUGGUGGGAGAAAUGUUAAUGGAUAAGAGGAAGAGCUUGUUUUGGACACUUUAUGCCGCUCAUUGCAUAGAUUUGAUGUUAGAGGAGGAUAGAAAGAGAAGAUCAAUUUGUAAUUUUCUUGUCAAUAGACCUAAUGGAACUAUCUUUCUAUCGUCAUUAGAUACAUCCGACAUUUCAAAAGCCGGUGAAAAGGUUUUUGAGAUGUUAGAUGAGAUUGUUGAGAAGGUUGGAAUUGAGCAUGUUGUGCAAGUGGUGACCGACAAUGCUUCUAAUUAUAAGUUGGCGGGAGAAAUGUUAAUGGAUAAGAGGAAGAGCUUGUUUUGGACACUUUGUGCCGCUCAUUGCAUAGAUUUGAUGUUAGAGGAUUUUGAUAAGCAAAUCCAACUUCAUCGAGCUGCGGUACCUCUCAUUAAAGUACUUAGAUUGGUGGAUUCGGAUGAGCAUCUGGCGAUGGGAUUCAUUUACGAGGCAAUGGAUCGUGCGAAAGUGGAAAUUCAAAGCAAUUUCAAUAAUGUUUUCACAUACUAUGAUCCUAUAUGGACCAUCAUUGAUAGAAGAUGGGAAUCCCAACUCCAUCACCCAUUGCAUGCUGCAGCGAAUGCUCGACAUGGAUGUGAUUCGGAUGAAGACGAAGUGGAGGCCCUUGCAAGGAAUUUGGAAGAAGCUUGUUGUGAUCAUAUUGGUAGAGAACAUGAUGAAGUUCAUGAAGUAAGUGAUAAUGAUGCUAUGGAUCAAAACAUGGAUGCUCGAAGGGAUUUUGAUCAUGACUUUGAAGAUGCUACUAUUAGUGAAGACAUUGAGGACUUGGACGGCACCGGGGGUGGUGAUGAUGAUGAUGAUGAUGAUGUGGCAAUGAUUAAUGUUGAUUGUGCAAUAAUGAUGAUAAUUUCGGCGACAAUGAUGACUUAUUGUAGUUUUUAUUUGUUCUUCCUUGAUUUAGUUUGUUUUGUUUUCAUUAAGAAACAAUGA
Molecule: messenger RNA, 1302 nt
Organism: Camellia sinensis
Lineage: Eukaryota; Viridiplantae; Streptophyta; Magnoliopsida; Ericales; Theaceae
Source: RefSeq, a predicted model, not a curated record